CCCGGUGCGCAUUGCGCUCGUGUUCGCGCUCCUGCGUGGACGCACGGCGUCGCCGCCGGUCCACGUUAUCCCACCUUAUCUAUACACGUAUACAUUAAAAAACAAACCCACAGAUUUCAGUUCUGGGAGCCCGGUCAUUGACGCUCGGCGUCCUCCUGAGAUGUCCCAGCUGCCGGCCGACAGCAGCCGCAGUGACCCCCCGACGGGCGCGGCGAGCAGGGACGGCGACGCCCCGCCAGCCGAGGUAGGCGGCGGGAGGCGGGCGCCGGCCGCGGCGCUGCGCGAGGAGAGCCGGGGAGGCCCGAUGGCGGAGGCCCAGGGAGGCCCGGCGGCGGAGGUGUGGGACGAGCCGGUGGCGGCGGCCAGGGACGGAGCGGUGGUCGCAGUGGCGGCGGCGGCCGGGGACGGCCGGAUGGCGGAGACUAGGGGAGGAGGCCCGGCGGCGGCGGCGGCGGCGGCGGCCAGGGGCGGCCCGAUGGCGGCGGCGGCGGCGGCGGCGGCCCGGGACGCCCGUAUGGCCGAGGUAGCUCGACUUUUGGGGGAGCCGCUGGAAGAAGAGGCUCCCGAGAGCCGACCCCGGUCUCGGUCAGGCCAUGCCGGGGCGCUGGCCGCGCUGCCCUACCUCCGCCUGCGGCACCCCCUGAGCGUGCUGGGCAUCAACUACCAGCAGUUCCUCCGCCACUACCUGGAGAACUACCCGAUCGCUCCCGGCAGGAUCCAGGAGCUGGAGGAGCGCCGGCGCAGGUUCGUGGAAGCGUGCCGGGCCCGGGAGGCCGCCUUCGACGCCGAGUACCACCGCAACCCCCAGCGGGUGGACUUCGACAUCCUCACCUUUACCAUAGCCCUGACCGCCUCCGAGGUGAUCAACCCCCUCAUCGAAGAACUCGGGUGCGAUAAGUUCAUCAAUAGGGAGUAGCUCCCGGCGGCGUUCAAGCCAAAUCCAUCCAGCAACUUUUUUUUUUUUUUUUAAAAGUCUAGAGUGAGUUUGCCUCAGUCUGAGAAAAAUAACAUCCGAAAAGAAAUCGAGGGGCCAGGGCGAGAGGGACGGAGCCAAGUGGUGGAACAAGUUACCUAGUAUGCCUUAGGGCCACCCCCGCUUCCAUUCCCAGCCCUGCAAAAUGAGUAAUCAUCCUAAUAAAUUUGAAAAGUAGAAAAGAAUAAUGUUGAAAGCAUUGGAAGACUCCUGUAUGACUUUUGAGUUUGUGAUUGAUCUAGGAGUUUGUGAUUGCUCUAGAUCCCCCCCCCCUUCCCCUGGCAUUAUAAAAAUGGUCUCCUUACCAAACGUGACUUCAUGAAAAAUAAUAAUAAUAAAGG
Perognathus longimembris pacificus (Pacific pocket mouse) is the source of this 1314-nucleotide messenger RNA. It is a transcript of the gene Eid2, whose product is annotated as EP300 interacting inhibitor of differentiation 2. The transcript has a single exon. Gene Ontology annotation, cellular component: nucleoplasm. Bases 161 to 916 code for a protein of 251 amino acids. Gene Ontology annotation, biological process: negative regulation of DNA-templated transcription. The record is from RefSeq and is a predicted model, not a curated record. Gene Ontology annotation, molecular function: transcription corepressor activity. NCBI's taxonomy places the organism in Eukaryota, Metazoa, Chordata, Mammalia, Rodentia, Heteromyidae.